ACCUGCUGGGGGGAAGCGUCAAGCCGCAAGAGCCAGUCCAGUCCAGCACGGAGCUUCGCCUUCUUGGCAGACCCUGCUGCGCCGUGCGCUGUUCUUCUUUUUGGAAGGGGACUGCACCACAUUUCUGUCAACUAAAACUGCUUUUAAUGGCAUGUGGCUUGUAACUUUACUUCUGCUGUAUUCUUUGCAAGAAGUCAACAGUGAGGAUGUUGUCUCUACGCGACUGUACUUUGUGAACGCAUCCCUGCAGCGGGUGACCUUCUCCAGCUCGGUGGGGGUGUCCCUGCCCUGCCCCGCGGGCGGCGCCCCCCAUGCCGUCCUGCGCUGGUACCUGGCUGCCGGAGACGACAUUUACGACGUACCCCACAUCCGCCACGUGCACGCCAACGGCACUCUCCAGCUCUACCCCUUCUCUCCGUCUGCCUACAACAGCAUCAUUCAUGACAACGAGUACUUCUGCACCGCCGAAAACCAGGCGGGAAAAAUCCGAAGCCCCAGCAUUCACAUCAAAUCAGUGUUCAGGGAGCCAUAUACAGUCCGUGUGGCUGACCAGCGCUCCAUGCGGGGUAAUGUCGCUGUCUUCAAGUGCCUCAUCCCCGCUGCUGUCCAGGAGUACGUCAGCGUGGUGUCCUGGGAGAAAGACACCGUGUCCAUUGUCCCAGGGAACCGUUUUUUCCUGACCUCAUUUGGCGCUCUGUAUAUCUCAGAAGUGCAGAAGGAAGACGCUCUGUCCACCUACCGCUGUAUCACAAAGCACAAGUACAGCGGAGAGACUCGGCAAAGCAAUGGAGCCAGGCUUUCUGUUAUGGACCCUACGGAGUCCACCCCGUCUGUGCUGGACAGUUUCCAGUCCGGUGAGGUGAAGGUAGGGCACAACGUGGAGCUGCCGUGCAUCGCAUCAGGCUACCCGAACCCCGCCAUCAGGUGGUUAAAGGACGGGCGGCCCCUGCCGAUAGAAUCCCGUUGGACGCGCCACAUCACAGGCCUCACGAUUUCCGACUUGAGGUUGGAGGACAGCGGCAACUACAUCUGUGAGGUCACCAACAGCUUCGGCUCCAAAGAGGUGACGGGUCACCUCAACGUCAUAGAGCCCCUGCAGGUCACCUUGUCCCCCAAGAACCUCAAGACAGGGAUCAGCAGCACGGUCAUCCUGUCCUGUGCCGUCCAGGGUUCUCCCCACUAUAUUGUGUCGUGGUACCGUAACACAGAGCCCGUCCUGCCUGACCAACACUUCUCCAUCCAGGGCGCUCACAACGAGACCUUGUUUAUUUCUGCUGCCCAAAAAAGACACUCAGGAGCCUACCAGUGCUUUGCCACGCGUAAGGGUCAAACUGCCCAGGACUUCUCAAUCAUUCUGCUGGAAGACGGCACACCACGUAUUGUGGCUUCCUUCAGCGAGAAGGUGGUGGUUCCGGGCGAGCCCUUUUCCCUGAUGUGUACCGCCAAAGGAGCCCCUCCCCCGACCAUCACCUGGACCCUGGACGACGAGCCGGUGGCCCGCGACCUGUCCCGCGUGCGAGCCAGCCAGUACACGCACUCGGACGGCAGCACAGUGAGCUACGUCAACGUCAGCAACCCCCAGAUUCGCGACGGAGGAUUGUAUCGGUGCGCCGCACGAAACUCGGCCGGUAGCGCCGAGUACCAAGCGCGCAUAAACGUAAGAGGUAAUCCGAGGAUUCGGCCGAUGAAAAACAUCACAGCGGUGGCAGGACGGAGCUCUUUUGUAAAUUGCCGGGUGAUCGGCUACCCGUACUAUUCCAUCAACUGGUUCAAGGAAGGACUUCUGCUGCCUGACAAUCAUCGUCAGGUGGUGUUCGAAAACGGCACCCUGAAGCUCACCGACGUCCAGAAGGGGAUGGACGAGGGGGCGUACAUCUGCAGCGUGCUCAUACAACCUCAGCUCUUCAUCAAGCAGACUGUUUAUGUCACCGUCAAAGUUCCUCCGCUGAUCCAACCGUUCGACUUCCCGCCGACCUCCAUCGGUAAGCUGAUGUACAUCGCCUGCGUGGUGGCGUCCGGCGACAUGCCCAUACGCAUCACGUGGCGCAAGGACGGCCAGGAGAUCGUGCCUUCGUCGGGCAUCACCAUAGACACCAAGGAGUUCAUGAGCUCCCUGCAAAUCUCCAAGGUGUCGCUCAAGCACAACGGCAACUACACCUGCAUCGCCAGCAACGACGCCGCCACUGUGAGCACUGAGAGGCAGCUCACAGUCACAGUGCCUCCUCGUUUUGUGGUGCAGCCCAACAACCAGGAUGGAAUCUACGGGAGAUCUGGGAUUUUAAACUGCUCGGUUGAUGGGUACCCUCCUCCUAAGGUCAUGUGGAAGCAUGCCAAAAGUGCACUAGCUGGUAUUGGGAGUCCACAGCAGUACCACCCUGUGCCUCUGACGGGCCGCAUACAGAUCAUGAAUAAUGGCUCGCUGCUCAUCCGACACGUCCUGGAGGAGGACCGGGGCUUUUACCUGUGCCAGGCAUCCAACGGGGUGGGCUCCGACAUCAGCAAGAGCAUGGUGCUCACUGUUAAGAUCCCAGCCAUGAUCACAAGCCACCCCAACACCACCAUGGCCAAGAAGGGUCACGUUAAGGAGCUGAACUGCACCGCCAGGGGAGAAUGGCCCAUCAUCAUUCGCUGGGAGAGAGGCGACACGGUCAUCGACCCUGACCGCAAUCCCCGCUACUCUAUUACCACCAGCCCCAACGAGAAGACGGACGAGGUGUUGUCCACGCUCAAGCUGAAGCCAGCAGAGCGUGAGGAUUCUGUCUUUUUCUCCUGUCACGCCAUCAACUCGUAUGGUGAAGGGCGAGGGCUCAUUCAGCUCACGGUGCAAGAGCCUCCGGACCCUCCAGAACUGGAAGUGCGAGAAGUGAAAGAUCGCAGUAUGAACUUACGGUGGACUCAGAGGUUUGAUGGCAACAGCGUCAUCACCUCAUAUGACAUUGAGUAUAAGAACAAGACCGAUUCUUGGGAGCUGAAGCAUGCCACUCGUAACAUCUCCCCCACCAACAAUCAGGCCAACAUAGUGGACCUCCACCCCGCCUCCGUCUACAGCAUCCGCAUGUACUCCUACAACUCCAUCGGCAAGAGUGAGGCCAGUAAAGAGCUAACCAUCAGCACUGAGGAAGCUCAACCUGACGGUCCUCCUAUAGACGUAAUCCUGCAGCCGGUGACCUCUCAGAGUAUCCGGGUCACUUGGAAGGCUCCCAGGAAGGAUCUUCAAAAUGGAGUAAUCCGGGGUUACCAGAUCGGUUACAGAGAGAACGGCCCAGGCAGCAAUGGCCAGUACAGCAUUGUGGAGAUGAAGGCGACUGGCGACAGCGAAGUGUACACACUAGACAACCUUAAGAAGUUUGCCCAGUACGGCGUGGUGGUCCAGGCCUUCAACAGAGCCGGGACCGGGCCUUCCAGCUCUGAGAUCAACGCCACCACACUAGAAGAUGUUCCCAGCCAGCCUCCUCAAAAUGUCCGUGCCAUCUCCGUCACGUCGGACGAGGCCGUCAUCUCCUGGGCUGAACCCCCCAGGAUGACCCUGCACGGCAUUCUGAAGGGUUACCGUGUCGUCUUUUGGCCGAUCUUCCCGGACGGAGAGUGGGGUGAGAUGCAGAACAUCACCACCACCAAGGAGCAGGUGGAGCUAAGAGGCUUGGAGAAGUUCACCAACUACAGCAUCCAGGUUCUGGCCUACACUCAGGCUGGCGAUGGCGUGCGCAGCAAAGUCCUGUACCUCCAGACCCGAGAAGACUACCCUGGCCCCCCAGCUGGCAUCAAGGCUGUGCCCUCCUCUGCCAGCAGUGUCGUGGUGUCCUGGUUACCCCCUCAUAAACCAAAUGGUAUCAUCCGCAAGUACACCAUCUACUGCUCCAGCCCUGGAUCGGGCCAACCGAUGCCCAGCGAAUACGAAGCACACCCAGAGCUCGUCUUCUACCGCAUCAGCCACCUUAACCACAGGCAGCAGUACCUGAUCUGGGCCGCAGCCGUCACCACUGCCGGACGGGGGAAUUUUAGUGAUAAGGUCACCGUGGAGCCUGCUGCCAAGGCCCCAGCUAAGAUCCUGUCAUUCGGGAGGACGGUCACCACUCCAUGGAUGAAAGAGGUUCGACUGCCCUGCAACUCUGUAGGAGAGCCGACACCGAGUAUUAAGUGGACUAAAGACAGUGAGAACACCGCCAUCCCAGUGUCUCUGGAUGGACAGCGCCUCAUCAUGACUAAUGGCACGCUGGUGCUGCGCUCUGUCAAAGCAGAAGAUUCUGGGUACUACACCUGCACGGCCACCAACACGCUGGGCUUUGACACCAUCAUCGUCAAUCUUUUAGUGCAAGUUCCCCCAGACCAGCCUCGUCUCACUGUGUCCACCACGUCCACCUCCUCCAUCACGCUAGCCUGGAUACCAGGAGACAAUGGCGGAAGCUCCAUCAGAGGUUUUGUGCUGCAGUACUCCGUGGACAACACAGAGGAGUGGAAAGAUGUGUUCAUCAGUUCCACCGAGCGCUCCUUCAAACUGGACAACCUGCGCUGCGGCACCUGGUACAAAGUCAAGCUGGCGGCCAAGAACAGCGUGGGGGCGGGACGCAUCAGCGAGAUCAUCGAAGCAAAGACCCACGGCCGAGAGCCCCAGUUCAACAAGGACCAGCCUGUCUUCACCCACAUCAACUCAAGCCACGCCCGCCUCAAUCUGCAGGGCUGGGCCAGCGGCGGCUGUCCAAUCAGCGCCGUGACUCUGGAGUUUCGCCCGAAAGGAACGUGGGCAUGGCAGAACGUGCGCACCAACGCCACCACUGACGUGUUCCUGGCCGAGCUGCGUGAGGCCACCUGGUAUGAGCUGAAGAUGAAAGCCUGCAACAGCGCCGGUUGUGGCAACCAGAGCUCCCAGUUUGCCACUCUGGAUUAUGACGGCAGCACCAUUCCUCCAAUCAAGUCUCCCCUGGAAAAAAACGACGACGUGAAGAAGCUGUUUUCUAUCGGCUGCCCUGUGAUCCUGGUCACUCUUGGCGUGGCUCUCCUCUUCAUUAUACGCAAGAAACGCAAAGAAAAGAGGCUGAAGAGACUCCGAGAUGCCAAAAGCCUGGCGGAGAUGCUGAUCAGCAAGAACAACCGAAGCUUUGAUACCCCGGUGAAGGGGCCGCCUCAAGGCCCGCGCUUACACAUCGACAUCCCGAGAGUGCAGCUGCUGAUCGAAGACAAAGAGGGCAUCAAGCAGAUCGGUGAGGACAAGGCCACCAUACCUGUGACAGACACGGAGUUCAAUCAGACCGGGAACCCCCAAAGCUUCUGCGCAGGUGUGUCCGUUCACCACCCUGCUCUCAUCCAGAACACUGGUCCUUUGAUUGACAUGUCAGACAUCAGACCAGGAACCAACCCCGUUUCCAGGAAGAGCAUCAAGUCCGCCCACAGUAUAAGGAACCGCUACUCCAGUCAGUGGACUCUGACCAAGUGUCAGGCCUCCACACCGGCCCGCGUUCUCGCCUCAGACUGGCGCACCGUCAGCUCGCAGCAUGGCAUCACCGUCACCGAAAGUGACAGCUACAGCGCCAGCCUCUCGCAGGACACAGAUAAGGGUCGUAACAGCAUGGUGUCGACAGAAAGCGCCUCAUCCACCUAUGAGGAGCUGGCCAGGGCGUACGAGCACGCCAAACUGGAGGAGCACUUGCAACACGCCAAAUUUGAGAUCACCGAGUGCUUCAUCUCUGACAGCUCGUCCGACCAGAUGACCACGGGCACCAAUGACAACGGCGACAGCAUGACGUCCAUGAGUACGCCCUCAGAGCCUGGAAUUUGCAGAUUUACGGCCUCGCCGCCCAAACCCCAGGACUACGACCGAGGCAAGAAUGUUGCUGUGCCCAUCCCGCAUCGCGCCAAGAGUGACUACUGCAACAUCCCCCUCUACAUGAAGUCUGAUCCAUUCUUCCGAAAGCAGUCGGAGCAUCACGACCCGUGUCCAGUGGUCCCGCCCCGUGAAGCUUCCAUCCGUGGCCUGGCCCAGCGGGCCUACCACACCCAGGGCCGUCACAUGACUAUGGACUCUGCCAAGCAGCAGGCCGUUGCCAUGGGCCACUCCGGCCUGUCCAACCUCACGUCUUCUGGGGCUUCUACAGGAGGGGCUUCAGGAGGGAGUGCAGGAGGCAUGUCCACCAGCUCCAGCUGCUCCACGCUCCCCCAGAGGACUCUUACAAUGCCGGGCUCCUCAGCCACGGGGGCUCAGAGUGCGGCCGCGGCCACAGCGGCCGGAGCAUCGUCAUCCUCCAGCGGGGCGGCAGGGGCCACAGGAGGCACCCCUGGCGGCGCCUCCUCCAAGGUGGGAGGAUCCAGAGACUCUCUCUUGGAGAGCAGCUCAUCAGGCUUAGGCAGACUACAGAAGCAGAGGGAUGGAGGGGCGGGGGCCUAUUCCAAGUCCUACACACUGGUGUAGCCCGGGCAUCAUGGCGGCCUACCUCUGGAACUUCUAUUAAAAAGAUUAGCCAGCGCUUGUCGGGAGCCUCUAUUGACGAGCCUCCAUUGACAAGCGGGCUGAUGGAGACACCAACGCCCAGCUCAUCCAUCGGUGCCUGCACUGUGCCAGGCUGCAGGGGGCUGCUCGGGCUCCCAUCGACACUGCAGUAAGGAGGAGUUUGGGUCUCCACAGCACAUGGUGGUGGCCUUUAUUUCUGCCUGAUCACCUUUCUGUUACUACUGCGUUUCCCCAUCUCUUUAUCUAUCCGCUACACGCUUUCAUCUUCUGGUUGGGCCAACAUAUGCACAAAACCCUUUCGAGCGUGGUUUGUUUUCUGGUUGCUCCAAUGUCACAGCAGGGCGGCGACGUUUUCCGGAUGGGGAAACGGCGGCAUUGUGCCAUGACGGGAUGGUAAAGGUAAAGAUUCGACAAACAUCACAUUUACACUUGCACAAUUCAACAUGCACAAAAAGGAUCGGGAAGAAUCAGAUCUUAAUUUAUUCCUACGCCUUCUCCGUGUCCUGUAUUUUCAUGUUCGGAGGGAGGGAACAGAAUCCAAUGCAUUAAGCACCAGCGUUCGCUUCAUGGAACGUGGGGGAAUCUCUUUAACAUGCAAUGUAUUGAAGAUCUGAGUGUCAUGUGCACUUUGGUUCCGGGGAGGAGUCCUCAAGCCUACGUGUGUGUGGGUGUACAGUAUAUGUGUAAAUAUACAGUAUAUGUGUGGAGGGCACACAAUGUUUUUAUUUAAGGGUGCGUUCACACUUGUCGUGUUUGCUUGGAUUAAAAUUAACGCUGGUGUGUUUGCUCUGCUUGUACGAUUUGUAGUAUAUCCAUCGUUUAUUUUAGAAGCUUUUCAUGAAAUCUAAGCUGGUAAAUAACGCAAAAUCGAAAAAUAAGCUACCUAGGUCACAAAAGCUAUCCAAUCAUGUAGUUACUUGUGUUUUUACUGCACCGCGACAAAAAUGCCAGCUAAGCAAACUGUACCGAAGUGUGCACUAAGUAUUAUUUUUGGACCAGAGUACCGAACCACAAGUGUGAACCCAACCUUAUAGUCAGUACAGUGGUACCUCGGUUUUUGUAAGUAAUCCGCUCAAAAGGGUCAAAUUAAAGCAAUGUUUUUUGAAAAACAAAAACUAUAAAUCCAAAUCUGUUCCAGGCACUUCAAAUUAACAAUAUAUAUUUUAUAGGAAAUAAUUAUAGUUUUAUAUGCAGGAAACAACGUGAAAUACAUAUUAAGUUAAAGUACCAGUGAUUGUCACACACACACUAGGUGUGGCGAAAUUAUUCUCGGCAUUGGACCCAUCACCCUUGAUCACCCCCUGGGAGGUCAGGGGAGCAGUGGGCAGCAGCGGUGGCCGCGCCCAGGAAUCAUUUUUGGUGAUUUAAUCACCAAUUCCAACCCUUGAUGCUGAGUGCCAAGCAGGGAGGUAAUGGGUCCCAUUUUUAUAGUCUUUGGUAUGACUCGGCCGGGGUUUGAACUCACGACCUACCGAUCUCAGGGCGGACACUCUAAUACAGUGGUUCUCAACCUUUUUUCAGUGAUGUACCCCCUGUGAACAUUUUUUUAAUUCAAGUACCCCCUAAUCAGAGCAAAGCAUCUUUGGUUGAAAAAAAGAGACAAAGAAGUAAAAUACAGCACUAUGUCAUCAGUUUCUGAUUUAUUAAAUUGUAUAACAGUGCAAAAUAUUGCUCAUUUGUUGUGGUCUUUCUUGAACUAUUUGGAAAAAAAGAUAUAAAAAUAACUAAAAACUUGUUGAAAAAUAAACAAGUGAUUCAAUUAUAAAUAAAGAUUUCUACACAUGAAAGUAGUCAUCAACUUAAAGUGCCCUCUUUGGGGAUUGUAAUAGAGAUCCAUCUGGAUUCAUGAACUUAAUUCUAAACAUUUCUUCACAAAAAAAUAAUUCUUUAACAUCAAUAUUUAUGGAACAUGUCCACAAAAAAUCUAGCUGUCAACACUGAAUAUUGCAUUGUUGCAUUUCUUUUCACAGUUCUUUUUGACAGACAUUUUAGUGAGGGUCAAACCAUCAUGGCAUGGGGGAAACUCUGGGUUUAUGGUAAUGAAUGGAAUAGCCUACUUGAUUUGAUGUUCAGUUUAUAAACUUACAUUCAUAUUUUGUUGAAGUAUUAUUCAAUAAAUAUAUUUAUAAAGGAUUUUUGAAUUGUUGCUAUUUUUAGAAUAUUUAAAAAAAAUCUCACGUACCCCUUGGCAUACCUUCAAGUACCCCCAGGGGUACGCGUACCCCCAUUUGAGAACCACUGCUCUAAUAAAUGAUGAAUGAAAUGGAAGUAUGAAAAUUAUUGAAGACUAAUAAGCAGAGAGCCAGGAAUGAAAGGGAAGAGCCACACUGAGGACGUCUUUGUACAUUGCUACAAACUAUUUCUUGAAUUCAGAAUCAGAUUUAUUGACCAAGUAGGUUUAACACACAAGGAAUUUGACUUGGCUCUCGUGUUCAAUGUAAAACAAAUAUAAUAUAAAUGAUGAACUAAAACAAUAAACAAGUACUUAAACAAAUGUGUGCAAGGCUAUUAAUAGUGCAGUGGUGAAUAGAGCAAAGCAAAAAGAUGAUGAGGUGAGCGUGAUGUCAGGUUCAAAUACUGAUGACAUUUAAUAAACAAGACAAGAAGCAAGGAAUUACACGGAGACAGAAUUCAAUUUAGCUCAAUUGAGGAGAAACGCAUAGACACUGUAACCUUGUACAGUGUCGUCCCACGCUCUGACGAAAGAUUGUAUGCCUCCUCUUUUAUUUGGACUUUCCCUGAUUACAUGGCAACAGCUGUUUCGAAAGGAAGGGGGUGGUAAACAGCCGCUGCCUUUGGUCACAAAACAGUUCAAAGAAAAGGUGCCUGGAGGGUAGUCAGGCCCUGCUUCCUCUCAGCUUUUGUAGAUCUCGGGUCAAGACAAAAUCUUCCUGUGGAUUACAAUAGAAGAAAGAAACCGACGCCUUCAUGUCGCUUCCCAUCCUACACAGUGGAGUUUUACAAGCCUUUUGAUUGGUAAGAUCAAAGACAGCUUUUGUCCUCUCGCAGGGCGAGCUGAACUCACUGUAACACAAAGUUUUGUGAUAACUUAGAUACAAUUAUUCUGACACAUGAGUUAGUACAUUUAUAGUGACAGAGUAGUUCCAGAGUUAUUUCACAGCGUUUAUAGCCUGGGGGAAGAAACUGUUCUUAUGGCGGGCUUUUUUGGCAUACAGUGAUUUAGAAUGACUUUCUUUGGCCCCGCAAUGGCUUUUUUUUACAAUAGUACUCAGCAAAAAAAAAAAGACUGGUCAGCAAAGAACUACAAAGUCAGUCAGUGAUGAUGUCAUAGAAAGAACUGGGGGAUAAUUACUUCCUGGUUGGGAGUUGUUGUUUUCUAAUUAAGACGUGUUACGAACACAGUUCAGUUCCACUUUAUUUAUACAGCACGUCCCGUGCACAGGCAAGUGGCAACACAAAGUGCUUAACAGCAGAAAUAAGAGAAGAAAAUGCACACACAGCACUAUUGACAAUAACAUAACAUGGCACGGAGGAAAAACGCCACCAUCCACACUGAAGAAUAACUAAAAUGAACUCCAUCUAAAAAAAUAGUAUAAACAUUUACAAAUAUUUGUAAAAAAAAAAUUAAAUAAUAAAUGGAUAAAACAACAUUGAGAGAAUAAUGGUAGUAAUAAUAGCAAUAAAUAAAAUACAUUAAAAUCUAACAAUAAAAAUGAGGAAACAGGUUUAACAUGAUCAGUAAAAAGCCUGAUUAAAAAGGUACGUCUUUUACCUAACUAUCAACAGACUUACGUAGUGUAUUAAUAACAAAAAAACACCAGCUCGCCAACACAGAGGUUGUUCAGUCCCUCCAGGGUUUUGUGUGCUUUCUUUUUUUGUAAUUGCUGCAGCCUGCUGCAUGCCUGAAUUUGCGGCAGCUUUUUUUGAAAAUUCGGUCAAAAUUUGCGAUUUGAGUCUUGUUUUUUUUCAAUAGCAUUAAAUCAACCUGUGAUUUGAUCAACUUGUUAUCAGUGUUCUAAGUGUUCCUUGUAACCUAACCCUCAAAAAGCAGAGGAUUUCAACAAAAAUUUGAAAAAACAAAUAUUGUAUUGAUGUUUUACUUGUUUUUUUUACCACACAGACUUAAAGGACACACUGGACGGCAGUGAAAGCAUAAAUGUAAAGCUCAUUGUCAAAUGACUGUAUUUUUUGAAUAUUUAUACCUAAUAAUAGUAAUCAUUGAUCAAUAUUACAGUAAGAAUUUCCACCAAAAGCUUCUUUAUUGUCCGUUGUCGUCCAAAAGUUGCAGACCUUCCCCAUGAUUAUUUCACCCUUGAAAAGUGUUUGUCCAUCUUAAACAUUAAUUUAUGUUCCAACACAUUUACUCCAAAGAGCAUUUAACUGUUGAGAGCAAUCUAUAGCAGUAAUGUUUGUUGGUAAAUGAGAGAUUAUGGGAAAUUAUCGUCACACAUCAACAUCUCUAACAUGUAAAUGCUAAAGGUCACCAUUGCAAAUCAAAAGAUGUUCUUAAUUGCCUUACCCUAUAUAAAUAAAGCUUGGAUAUAUACAUACAUGUAGACUAG
Molecule: messenger RNA, 10965 nt
Organism: Entelurus aequoreus (snake pipefish)
Lineage: Eukaryota; Metazoa; Chordata; Actinopteri; Syngnathiformes; Syngnathidae
Gene: dscaml1
Product: Down syndrome cell adhesion molecule like 1
Exons: 35
Coding region: 152-6403 (2083 amino acids)
Biological process (GO): homophilic cell-cell adhesion; dendrite self-avoidance; axon guidance
Cellular component (GO): plasma membrane; axon
Molecular function (GO): cell-cell adhesion mediator activity
Source: RefSeq, a predicted model, not a curated record